UGCAGUGUAAAGAUCGAGGAUCUGCAUCAUUCAGCAUCUGCGCGCUCAUCCUCUGAUUCACAGAAGACCACUGAGAGGAGCAGAACACACAUGUGCAUGCACACAAUCCUUCGUGUUAGUGUGUAAACGCAGUAUCUCUUUGCCUCUGGUGAUCGGAUGCGAUGCGCGCUUCAUUGAGGAGCGGCGGGUUCGCGCGAGCCCGUUGUUAUUAUUAAUCAGUUUUCAUAAGGCGCGUCUGUUAGACAGGUGUUUGGUUUGUUUCGACCACCUGCUCUGGUGCCAUGAUGUUAGGGCAAUCUCCACACCUCAUCGGAGGAAUCCUCUGGAUUCAGAACCCAAUGCGAGCUGUCCACUGCAAUCUGACCCAGAAUGGGAUUGACCAUCAGGUGUGCUCAGAGGAAGUGACAUCACAGCGGGAGGAAGUUUGUGUUGAUCAUGGACUGGAUGAGGACAGUCUGGAUUUUCUGGAGCAGAGUCCUGGUUUCCAGCGGCGGUCUCCGCCUCAGCGCUCCGUCUCCGAAUCCGAGCUGUCCCGGCCGGGAACGGUGAAGCUGUCGAAGCCGGUGGCUCUGUGGACGCAGCAGGACGUGUGUAAGUGGCUGAAGAAGCACUGUCCCAAUCAACACCAGGUGUACAGCGACUCCUUCAAGCUGCACGACAUCACCGGUCGAGCGCUGAUGAGGCUCACCGACAGAAAGCUGGAGCGGAUGGGAAUAAUGCAGGAGAGUCAGAGACAGUUCAUCCUCCAGCAGGUCCUGCAGCUCCGCGUCAGAGAAGAAGUCCGAACCCUGCAGCUGCUCACACAAGCCUCUCUGGAGAGUUCGCCGUAACUCGAGCGUUCCCGGAGAUCCUGCGUUCCCGGUCCAUCUUCCAUACCGUCCACGUUCAGCCCCUGCUGUCUUCCUUACUCUCUAUCCAGCGGAUCUAUACCUCCCACUGAUCGAAACUGAGCUUCAGUGGCUCUUUACAGCAAACACAACCUCGAACAAUCGUCUGGACUGUUGAUGUUCACUUUUGGACGAUGUGAAAGACUUGAUGCUGAAUUGUGUGGUUUGUUGUAAUUCUGAAGUGUAGCACUUUAACUUCUAUUCCUGCCAGCGCACAGCCUGUUAGCAAACCUAUCUAUCUGUCUUUCUGUCUGUCAUCUAUCUGUCUGUCUGUCUAUCUAUCUAUCUAUCUGUCUGUCUGUCUGUCUGUCUAUAUGCCUAAACAAGCUAUCUUUCUCUCUAUCUCUUCACAUGUAAACCUAUACAAUAGUGACAUGAGGACUCCACCCUUUGCACGUCUGAAUACUUCUUGUCUCUUCCUCUCUCUCUCUCUUGUGUCUGCCGUCUCUUAGUUUAAUGUAAGAUGUCUGGUCGACUUGCUUGGUUAGUUGUCUCUUUGUCUCUGUAUGUCCCUGAGCUUGAAUUCCCUCGUCAUCCAUCAAAAGCAAGAGCCCGUGAUUACGAAUUCCGCCGACUGAAGUGCACUGUGACUGUGACCAGGUCUCUUAAAAAGACAAGCCCACCCUUCGACAGGGAUCUGCGUUUCACCCCAAAUCCUUCUUUCAUCGCCGGACCAAAUGCAUUAUACCCUCAUCUCUUGAUCUGGAGCCAAUCUUGGGUUUGACUCAUGGUCGAAUUCAAUUAGAAGGAAGGAUGAAGCAACUGAGCUCGAAGCUGUGAAAUGGAGAAACGAGAAAGAAGAAGAAAAAUAGACGAUAUGACUCUGUGAAGUCUCAUCCUGCCAUUGGGAAAGACAAGGAAAGGAAGAAAAUGUACUUUUAGGCAUUAUUGAAAUGUGUACAAGCGAGACUGAGCAUUAUUUUGGAGAAAAAUGUCCCAUUCACUGUAUCUUUUUGAAUAGAGAUCCUCACAAAGGCAUCACUGUUAAUACGACAUGGCCAUUCACUGUUACCUUUUUAACCUGGAAGCACAUGAAAGUUCUGAAUCAAACGAACUGUCUUUGUACCCUUUGAUCAUUGUCACCUUUGUAUCAAACAAGAGCCUCAGGCAUCAACAAGACUUCUCAACACUAAGAGACUUGCCUGGAUUGUAGCAUGACUCCGCAAUAUCACACACCUUCCUCAAAGGCCUCGACGCGGUCGCAAACACCGAUCCAUGACAGCGAAGACCCGACAUUGAUUAACCAGAGAUGUUUUGAGGGCUACAGUAAUAGGCUACACGCUGUCCGGCCAUGCCUAUGAUGGAAGGUCUAUCUUACAAGACGCAUUCAAGAUCCAAAAAAUUGAGUGGUAUCGAUUAGACCUCGUCGAUUACGUCUCAUAUUGGCUCUUGUCUGGCUCACAGGAUGGAGUCAAUACUGGGAAUCUGGGGAAAAGCAUGUUCCAAUUAAAAACUAGCUACCAUUUCAUGCCUUUGUGGGGCCUUUUCCUUCGAGAGGGCUUGUGAAGAACUUGUGAAGGGCUGAGAGGAUGGAAACCGAAAUGAUCAUUGGUUUUGUAGCUGCUAAACUGGUAUAGAUAUCAGUGUGGUUCAAAGUGAGUUUGUCUUGAUGAGCCACAAAAUUAAACGAGCAACUCGUGUGGAUUAGAUUAUGAGAUGUGAGAUGUUUUUGAUUUGAACUUUGAGACCAUCUCAUGGUACAUUAACCACAGAGUUCAAGUCAAUUCAACAAAAACUCAAUAGCAUCAUACUGUCGAUUCGUUCACCUUAUAGGGCGUUUUUGUUAUUUACUAGAAUAGGAAUUAUUAAUUUAAUUAUUUUUUUUAAUCACAUUUUAUAGCAUAUACUAGGGCUGUACAAUAUAGUAAAACUCUUUGAUAAUCACAUAAAAAAGACUUACUUUAAAAUAUAUAUAAUGAAUUUUGAUGUUAGGAUAAAAAAAAGUGAUUCAGUCGUUCUCAGAGUCUUCAAGUAACAAAAAAGGCAAACACUAAGAAUCCUUUUUGAUCUUCAAGACGCUUAGAAAAACAAAAACUAAUGCACAAAUGUCGAAGGAUAAUUAAUGAAUAGACAUUCCCUUCCUGCUCUUUUAUUAGCGAGGUUUGCCUUUAGAUCCAUAGACUCCGGGAAGAGAAUCAGACUGAUGUUAGAUGCGCUUCCCUCUAGUUUUAUCUGAAAUAAUAUAAACACAUCGAACAGCUGAAUUUAGUGGAUUAUUAUGCACUGAAGUUGUUGACUUUAGCUUUUAUCGGCUCUGAACAAGAUGCACACAAAUCAAGUGAACGUUAGCCUCAAAUGCACAAACUACUCAUGGAUACGCUAACAGAAGUAUAUGUUUAUUUUCUUGCGGUAUUGCUAUAUUGAUGCAUUCACUAUAUUCACUUACACACACCCAUGUAAAUGCAUAAAGCUGUUUGCAUUAAUCUGAAUAAUAUUAUUUACACCCGUAAAUUAUUUUUGACAUUAUGGGAGCAUGUUUUCUAUUGUUCUUGUUCAUGUUUUUAAUUCAGCAGGCAUGCAGACUAAACUAUCAGAGCCCUUUCUUUCCAUAUAGUGUGCCUACUCAAUAUGAACAUGUUAAUAUUCAAAUAAACAUAUUAAUAUAACAAGGCUAUUCUUUGUGUCUU
Molecule: messenger RNA, 3514 nt
Organism: Pimephales promelas (fathead minnow)
Lineage: Eukaryota; Metazoa; Chordata; Actinopteri; Cypriniformes; Leuciscidae
Gene: samd12
Product: sterile alpha motif domain containing 12
Biological process (GO): cell surface receptor protein tyrosine kinase signaling pathway
Cellular component (GO): cytoplasmic side of plasma membrane
Molecular function (GO): protein binding
Source: RefSeq, a predicted model, not a curated record